CCGGCUGCCGGUGGGGGCGGGGACGCGCUGCAUGCCAGCGACGCCACCGGCGCCCGCCGCGGCCGGAGCAGGGACCGGGAGCUAGGGAGGGGGGGGAUACCGGUCCGAACCGGGCCCUUUGUCUGAGCGGCCGGUGGGGUGUCGCGGCGGCCGCCCCACCGCGAGGCGAGGCGAGGCGAGGCGGCGCCGGGAGCCUCCACCCCCGGCCCACCCUGCCCCUGGCUCAUCAUGUGACGCGGGAUUGAAGUGGAUCUAGGGAUGAAUGGAUGACUGAAUAUUCAUAUGAAGAGGAAAGCCAUAAAAGACGUCAACGCCUUUGAGAACAGAAUGUUAAUGCUUGAUGGGAUGCCGGCAGUCAGAGUCAAAACAGAGCUGCUGGAAUCUGAGCAAGGGCAGUCUCCAAACGUCCACAACUACCCAGAUAUGGAAGCUGUACCUUUGUUACUAAACAACAUGAAGGCAGACCCCGCAGAGGAUUCAUUAUCUACAGACCAUUUCCAAACACAGACUGAACCAGUGGACUUGUCAAUAAACAAAGCCAGGUCAUCCCCUACAGCAGCUUCAUCUUCACCGGUUUCCAUUACAGCAUCAGCCUCCUCCCCUUCUUCUACUUCUACUUCUUCUUCUUCUAGUCGACCAGCUUCAUCACCUACAGUAAUAACAUCGGUAUCCUCAGCAGCUUCUGUACCGUCAGUAUUAACUCCAGGUCCUCUUGUGGCUUCUGCAUCUGGUGUUGGAGGCCAGCAGUUUUUGCACAUUAUCCAUCCAGUACCGCCUUCAAGCCCCAUGAACUUGCAGUCCAACAAAAUGAGUCACGUGCACCGUAUCCCUGUGGUGGUGCAGUCAGUACCUGUUGUCUAUACAGCUGUGAGAUCACCUGGGAAUAUGAACAACACUAUAGUAGUACCACUGUUGGAGGAUGGGAGAAGCCACGUCAAAGCACAAAUGGACCCCCGAGGCCUAUCUCCCAGACAAAUUAAAAGUGACAGUGAUGAUGACGACCUGCCAAAUGUGACCUUAGAUAGCGUUAAUGAAACUGGAUCUACAGCGCUCUCCAUAGCCAGAGCAGUACAAGAAGAGAGCAUGUGGGGCUGUGCCAGGUCAGCUGUUAACCCUUUUCGUUUUUUCAACUCCAGUUCAAUUUCACCAUUCAGUAUUGAGAGCACAAGGCGUCAGAGAAGGUCUGAGUCUCCAGACUCCAGGAAGCGGCGCAUCCAUAGGUGUGACUUCGAGGGAUGCAACAAAGUAUACACAAAAAGUUCCCACCUGAAGGCUCACCGGAGGACGCACACAGGAGAAAAACCCUACAAAUGUACCUGGGAAGGCUGCUCCUGGAAGUUUGCUCGCUCGGACGAACUGACGAGGCAUUACCGCAAGCACACGGGAGUGAAGCCAUUCAAGUGUGCGGACUGUGACCGCAGCUUUUCCCGCUCAGACCACUUGGCACUCCACCGCCGCAGGCACAUGCUGGUUUGAGGAAUGCUGCCCGCUCCAGCCGAGUUUAAGAGCUGGGUCUCUUAACUACCCGCAGUGAAUUCAGCAGGGCUGAAUCCCCCCUCUACAGUGUUAACAGGCAGGACUUUCCCUGAUAUCUGUAACAAAAAAAGAACCCACAAAAAACACAAACAAAACAGAAAUUAAAGCAGGAAAAGAAGUGCCACUCUUCUUCUUGGCAUCUGAAGUUAACCCCGUCUGCCCCCUCAGCAUGGCUACCCCCUGAAAGUGUCACCACAAUCACCUGGGAAAUAGCAGCCAAAAUGCUACAGGAAUGGGCAUUAUUUUACAUGCUGCAUCCUUUGACAAAAACUGUUUAUAGCUUGUAUGUUUUCUCAGCUGUCGGACAUUUUGUUCCUGAAAAAUCACUGCUGACUGGAGGAUACCGCAAACCGAUGAUGAUGAAAGCAAGACCGCUAGACCUUCCUUUUCGCUUUUUUUUCCCCUUUGUUUUGAAUACUAUCUGGCUAAUAACAGCAUCACGCCUGAGCUGUGCUACAGACAAGCUCCGUGUGAGUAGGCAAGAAGAUUCUGCUGGAGAGGUCCUGCUGUUGGAGAUGAAGGGUCGCUUGAGCAGACUUUUGCAAUAACGAUGGUGGCAUUUUAAUAUUGUACCACAUUUUGUCAUUAUGCCCUAGAGGACACCAGCCAUUUAACCUUUUUCUUUUAUCUUUUUUUUUCCUUUCUUUUGUUUUUGUUGUUGUUGUGGAAGUCUGUAAAAUAAACAAGAGGCAGCAGCAUCUCUGCUGAAAGUACAAUAUUAAGUAUCUGUAUUUUACCAUGGACUUUAUUUAGAACCGUUUUCUGGUUUAUGUAGAAAAAUCCCAUCUGAAAACUACUACCCCAUUCUCAACACACAGUUUUCUUUCACACAGGUAUUCUCUUCCCCAUGACCAUUAUCCGAACAUAAGGAAACAGUCAGAUCUUAUACUCGCUGGUACCAAGGUUAGUGGUGUAGCCAUUUGUAAAAUGGAAUUGAAUGUACCAACAAAACAGAGAAGAAACGGCUGCAUCUCUUGCACAGAAAAAGCAAUAAUGAGUAAAACUGCUCUCGAGACAAUAAUUCACUCUACACAAACAGAAGCAGGGGGCUAUGCAGAAAUAAGUUAAUAUCUCUGGUGGUUUCACUGGCCUGCCGGGUACCACAAUUAAGUACUUUCAUUUCCUUCAACCUAAUACUUGUAUCUGGAAAGUAAGAAGGAUAAAGGAGAGAGCUGAUUGUUGAGGAGUCAGUGGAUGAACCAUAAGUAGGAAGGAGAAAUGUUUCUGCAGUGGUGCUCUGUAAGACAUUAGGUUUCUCCCUGGGAGUUAGGGAAUAACAAGAUUUUGCCAGAUGACAAGUAUGAAAUAAAUGGCCCUUUAUAUGGGUACCAGUGGCUGCCUCUGCUGGGAUUUUCAAUCCAAGCCGUUUCAGAUUAAAUAAAAGGAAAUUCUUGAUCAUUCCCAUACAGCCCUAUAAUUGUGAACCAAUUUGUAUUAAUUGAAUUACGUAGGAGAGAGAGAAACUCUUAGUCAUCAGUUGUUCAUGCAAACAGAAUAGUGUUUUUCUGUUUUCUUUCCUCUCAAGGUUCUGUCUAUUCAGCUCAAUUUGACAAAGGGGAGGCUUGGCAAGAUUUUUUAAGUGUUGAGAUUUUUAUAGCUUAGAGAUGAAAGAUGUAUACAUAAAGGUCUUUUGCAAUGCAUUUAAUGAUGAAUAUUUGGUUCCAGGAAUUGCACAGAUUAAACUUGUGAUGCCACUUGUUCGUUUUUAAAUGUUUGACCAGUGUGAUUUAAUCUCUGAUUCCUGAAGUAACUGUAGUAAUGUUGGUAAUCUUUGAGAAAAAUCAGCACAGAGUACCUGUACAGAUAAUUGAUGCAAUUACAGUUAAUUGAGGAUUAAUAUGACUUGGACAAUACUUGUACGGCAGCAUUCACAGGCCCCAGAGUUUGAUUGUCUUUAAAUACAUUCUAAAUAUUCCCAAGUACCGGGUAGUUUAUCGGCUCUCUGAAACAGGAACUUCAACACAACACUGUUAAAACUCUGGCUCCCUGCUACCAAGUGGUCAGUAGGGAAACCCAAGACAAGUCAUUCACAGCCAUUAUGGGAAAAAACGCCUCUGUCAAUUCCCAUUGACCAUGUUGUUAACGGAUUUCCACCAAAUUCGGCAACGCUUUAAUACCCAUCUCCGCAUCAGGAGUGAAGCAGAGGCACUAAGUAUCCAUGCAAGGCCUGGAAAGGUCAUGAUGGAUCAGGGCAGCUGGGUAGGCCGCGAGGCAUUGUGAGGUGGCGGAACUGGCUCUUUACCAGCAGCAUUACUGCUGUUGGCUUGAAAAACUGGUUGUUUUUUACAAAUGGUGGUGUGCGUGAGAUGGUUCAUGGAUUACAUCUGAGGUCUGUCUUUUAUGUACUUCAUUAUUGUCCCCUUAAAUGGAUCUGUCGUUCUCUGUGUUUAGGGAAAGAAGUCAGGUCAGGUAGAAGUCAAUUGUUAACAUUAUUUUCCUGCCCAAGAACAUUUUUCUGACUAAUUACAUGAACGGCAGUAAUUCAUUUGAAAACCUGACUGCAUAUGGAAUUCCCUUCAGAACCCGUGGGUUUUUUCUCCUGUAGCAAAUCAUUUUAUUUGACCAGAAACUCUUAAGGCUGUUCUGUUAGCAUACAAGGGGAGCAGUGAGAGAGAUCAUCUCUGAUGUUAUUCACAAAGGCAGGGUGUAACUGGGAGAAACCAGUGUCCUCUUUGGACUUUCUCCUGUAGGUCAAUGAAGAGAGAAAAACUCCUCCAAGAAAAAAUGAGGGGCCUUAAAUUUCAGCACUCAGCUCUGAACUACCCUGAGGAAGAACAGAUGUAUCACAGACCCUGGGGAGGUUCAUCUCCUGAGGCUGACGUUGGCCUCUGUGGAUCCCUUGUCUUUCCAUGGGUUGCCCAUUACUUUAUGCAUCAGAGACACAGCAACAAGAAGAGGGUCUGUUUUUUAUUCAAGGAAGGUGAUACAGGGUUAAAGCAGCACCCACACCGAGGGAAGCAGCCACAGAGCUUAGUGUAUGCUAAAUUUUCUUAUUUCACAGGCAGGAAGUGUAUCUUCAACCUUUCCUGUGAAUGUGUAAGGGCUUUUCGUGCUGCUGUUACCUCUAGACAAUGUACACAACCAGCAGUAGUCCACCACUGGGUUUCAGGUACCCAGUAUGGUACUUGGUGAGUUUCUUAUUUGUACCAGCACCCACAGACCUUGACCCCAAAUAUUCUGUGAGGUUGUUUUCUGGUUUGUUUUCAGAAGUAUUUUAAGAGAAGUUACUCCAGGAGGCGGUGGGGGAGGGGUCCCCCAGAUUCUCAGGGCAUCCUUCCCUCUGUGACUGCUGUUCAGACCUGCUGAACUUCUGUGCUUGUGGCAAAGACCAAGGGUGACUCCUCCAGGGUAGUUUCCUCAAAAAUCCUGGUAUCCCAUCACAGAUCCGUGACAUUUUGUGACCGUCAUGAAGGCUUACAUCAUGUGUAGCAUGCAGAAACCAGGUCUCAUCUUGACACAGCAACACAGUAGGUCCACCUUAAUUGAACAGUCGGGAGAGACAAGUAUACAGCAUCCCAUUCUUUCAGAAAGAUCGAGAUUUACGCUUUCAAGUGUGAGUCAAGGGUGGUAAUAUCCACUGUGCCCAUUAACAACUUAGAAGGGGAACUAUGCCACAAAGUUUCAGGUUUCAUAUGUUUUUAGAAGAAUUCAAUAGAUUCAUCAGGAAAUCUCAGUAGCCAGCAUUAUAGGAAAACGUAACAAGCAAGUAGCUUUGAUACAGAACUUUUUAAAAUUUAAAUUGACAUUAUUUUUGGAGCACCUGUUCUAUUCAGGACUAUAAAAUUGGCCCAUUGCAGCAGCAGUUUAUACUUGGGGAUGAAGAUGCAGUAUUCCUUAUUCUCUGUCAUACUUACAGAAUUAAUGAAAUAGGUUUAGACUGACAUGUAGAUGCAAUUAUUUACUGGAGUAAUGUAUAACAAAAUUAACAGUGUUGCAAAUUACAUUCUGUUUGGGGUAAACUCGCAGUGCAGAGCAUGGACAAAUAGCUGGACAACCUUUCUCCCCUUUAAUAAUGGGAAUAGCAGUGAUCAUAAGUCUUGUUUUCCAUUAGUCACAUUGAAAAUGUAUUCUAGUUGCCAUUUAUAAAUUUAUCUUCUGAUAAUAAAUGCUGUUUAAUGGAAAAAAACUCUUUCUUCUUUAUUGAAGGUGGGUACCACUAAAUUGGAGUAAGCUUCACUAUUAAUAUCCCGCUUAUUUUUUAGUUUGGAAAGGUCAGUGUGUGACAUUGCAUCUUCCACAUCAAAAAAGUCUUAAGUUUGGUCAGUAAGUCGUCCCUACUCCCACAUGCUUGUCCACAAUCGUGCCUAUUAACCCCAGCAUUUACACACACCUCCACUCAUGAGCAGGUAAUAAGUUUAUUUCAAAAAAAACCCCACAAACAUCAUAAAAGAAAUACUAGAAAUAAACACCAUAAAAGAAAAUGCUACCUUCUUAAGAAACCAGCUGGUGUUAUUGUAUUAUGCUUUUGCCUGUGAUUUAUAACUGGAGGGAUGCACAUGGAAGUUUAAAGAUUGUUCUAUUUUCAAAGUUCUGCUGUAGCUUAACAGUUGCUGUGUAGUGUAUGCUUGUCAAGUUAUGCCCAUUGGUACUUUGAAAAGGCUUAAAUCCUGAUCAGUUUCCACAGUAAAUCAGGUUUAAGUACAGAAGUGUAACUAUAAGGAUACUGCAUCUUUAGAAGUCAAAAUACCUUGAAAGUAUUCUACUGCACUGGUACCAGUUGAAGUAUUCUGUAAUAUAUGUGACAGUGGAAAAGUAUUUUCAAACUGACAAUUUUACAUGGGGUAUAAAUAGGUUUAGUGAAGUACAUUUUUAAAACAUCAUUUCCAUCAAAAGAACUGGUAAGAUUGCCUUGCAAAGCUCAAAACACACAACAUAAGAGGUAAAUUGUUCUGUUUUGUCAGAGCACGUUUUCUCUGCAAAAUGGAGUGGCCACUUCUCUGCUGUUGCGCAGAUGACUUGCAGUAUACUAAGGUCAUACCCGGUCCUUCAGUGUCAAACAAGCCAAUACUCAGAAUGUCUUUGAAUAAAGGAAGGAAACACUUAAUCAAAAUGAAAACCAUAUGAAAAGAUUUAGGAGAUUUUUUGUGUUUUGUGGGUUGUUUGGGUUUUUUUUUUUCCUUCUGAUAUUUUACAGUGAACUGCAGUUACAGUAAUGGCAAACUUUCAUUUGAUUUUAUUUCUCGUUGUAUUUCCCUGGCUACAGUGCAUCUUGAAUAAAGGUUGCAGAGCUGAAAUAGGCAGCUGCUCUUUGCUCAUUUUAGUCUUCUAGGCGCAGUAGCAUGUCAGUGAAAUCAAUUGUAGCAGGGCAGUUGUGACAUUUGAAAUGCACAAACACUUUGCAAGGUAGCCUAAAAUCUAUAUUAAAAGAUGAAACAGAAACUGAAAGUGCCUGUAACUAGAACUGAUGGGAUGUUCCUAUACUUUUACACAGCAAUAACUUACAGAAUUCAGUUAACAAUAAGGUGAAAAUGAAAUUUUACUCGGAGAACAAUAAUGCAGCACAGAAACAAACACAAAGUGCCAUUUGUAUUUUCACAUUGAGAUAUUGUGUUAGAGGCUUUAGUUAUUUUCUCAGAUAACAUCUGUCAUAUACUUGUAAGAAGAAAAUGCAUUUUAGCUUACAAAUGACUCAUAUCCGUAUUGUUUCUCAGUAGGUGUGAAUGGAGGUCAUUGUCAAGCAGUGUUUUAGGGAUUCGUUCCCAAUUUAUGUCUGAUGUGCCCAUGUAUCCAGGCUGUUCUCUAGUGACAUAAUCCAAAAACUAGUAAUAAGCCCAAUGGAGCUUUUUUAAGGUAUAUGGUAGAAUGGGGGAAAAUCCUCUGCAUCAAACUCUGGAAAUGCAGAGUUCAACUUAACGUCCCCUUCCUGUUUCUCAUAUAAUGCUCAUGGUAUGUAGUAUCAUCUCAGAACUGGUUGACUUUAGGAAUAGACAAAAUGUAUCUCUUUUGGGGACAAAUGAGUCAAAAAUCGAGGACUGACAGCCUAGAGACUGUUCGAAUCACAAACAAGAAGUUGAUAAAAUGGAGUAAGGAGAUUUUUAUAUUGAGUAGCCUAAACAUUUGCAUCAGUAGACUAAUUGAUCUUACAAGAAGUUGGCCAGCUGUGACUCUCAAUGCUCUUUUGGGUUUCUGUAAUCUGAUAGGUUUCUGUAAAAAAAAAAGCCUAAAAAGUAUUAACUGAUCCUAAUGUAUUCUUAAAAUAGCAGUGUAGUGCCAUCCCUCCUGCUGCUCCUGUUUCUAAAAAUGAAUUUAUUGGAGUUGAAAAUGUAACGGGUUGCCUUCGUACCUUUGCCAUUGAAAGACUGCUUUCCGUCCUCUAAAUUUGUGCCUGCCAUAUAUCCAGGCAGAAUUUUGUAUUUGAAACGUUCCUCUUUUUGCUUAGACUUCUGCUGUGAUCAGUGAGUUGCUGCUGGGAGUGGGAGGAUGGUUUUCAACGAGGCAGGAUUAGGUGUGUAGGGUUAACUUGAAGAUGCUCAUGUACUGAAGAAGACGCAAAAAAAAAAGAGCCUGGACUGACAUGUGAAACGUGUGUUGGUUAAUCAUGUGACAGGACUGCUAGCUUAGUAACAACUUACUUUUAAAUGUUAGCCACUGUUGGAAAUAAUUCCAUCAGGACAUUACAUAUGCUUAUUUGUCAUACUGAGCUUAAUCCCCAGAUGUUAAGCACAUAAAAGAACAUAGUUCAUCCUGGGGAUUUUAGGAGGGCACUGGGGAAAGCAUCAUCAGAAGGAAAAAGGAAACAUUAGUCUCUUUCCUCGUACCUGAGCUGCUGUUGGAGGGGAAGGUUUUAUUCUUUCUUCUGGAGCAGCAACACUGCAAGGAGGCACCCUUAGAAACUUGCAGCAUUGAGAAGUUUGGCUGACUUCAACCCCAAGUGUGUCAGUUCUUGCAUAGGAAAGGAUACCUUGUCUUCACCAUCCCAAAAUGAGACAGGCUUUUUUUCCCUUCAUUCUGAAAAAUACACACAGAGUUGUUUUUCUUUCUCACAGCCUUAUUGAUCUGCCAGCAUACUUGUAGAGCAGCUUGGCUUUACCCACUUUAAACUGUGAAAUAAAUUGAGUUGUCCUUCUAGUAAUUUUUAGAUUAUUCAGCACACAGUCCUCUAGACAAGCAAAACUGGACAUGUGAAUUUUAGCUACUAUGAAAAUAAGAAUAGGGGAGGAAAAAAAGUAUUUAUAAAAGUAAAAAGUCUUACUGUCCAUACAUGUGAGCUUCCCCACUUGUCUCAGAAGUUUCAGGGAGCCGAGAUGCUGUCAGUUAUUAAAGAUGAGAUGAAUGGUGGUUCACACAUUGACUUGCUAUACCUUGCUCCAUGUUGUGACCUCUGCUUUUAAAAAACAAUAGUUCAAUGUCUGGUAGAGGACCACAGGUGAUGGCAUUGAUGGAUUGUCAUAAGCAUGAACCAUGAAAUAUAGAAGUAGCUUCAGAUACUGCUUUGUUCCUUGUCUCUGCCUUUUUAGAUGUAAAGAGCUUCUUUGGAAAGACAGUUUGCACCAUAAUCUUUACGGCUGAAUUAAUCUAUUUCAUAAUUUGGAGUCUGUGUUGCCAUUUCUGGUUUGAAGUUGUUUUUUCAGAGAUACAUUUGGAUCUUUUUCUCAUUAAAAACUCCCGAGGUUUAUUGCUUUCCUUAUCAUCCUAUACGUUGCGUCCUUGGUAAUCUGAGUUCUCUGCUGAACACCUACACAGUAUGCUCUCUUGACCCACUGUCUGUCACUAAAAAGUUAUCUCUCCCAUUUGUACUAGCAAUAGAAUAUGCACAGAGGUAGUAAUGAAUUUCUUAAUUCAACCUUAAGACUUUCAACCCACACAGAGGCACAGGCAUUCAUACACUGCAAGUGAAAAAGAGAUUUGGAUACUGCUGUCAACAUGUGGGGUCAAAAAUACCAUUAAAUUGGAAAGUUCCUUCAGCUGUGUUUAGGAAGAAACAACAGUAAAACAGAAAAAAUAUCAUUCUUGGCUAAGUCACUUAUGGAAGAAACAAAUUCCCCUAUGGCAUUAGUUGAAUGAAAUCCUAAGGAUGGGUUUGCAUUCGGCCCCAAAUUGUUCCUUCUAUUCAGAUGGUUGUCGUCAUGUGUACCAAUGAGCGAUCACUUGAUCCUCCUGUGUAAAAAUACAAAAACAUCCCUUGGUUUACCAAGUGAUUUAAUUUGGGACUGAAGCUUCACAGCAAUGGAAUUAGUACGUACGGUACCUCAGUCUUUUUCCUAGUUAAGAUGCAAAAGGGAGGUUCACUGUCGGUAACCCCAUAGAGAUAAUAGUGUCAAUAGGAGACCUACACUGAAAAGAACACCAGUGCUAGCAAGCAAACGUAUUAGUUUAAGUCUUUCUUUUGCCUUCUUUUCAAACACUUUUAAAUGCAAAAUUCCUUUUCUUCAAAAAUAAAAAGUAAGCAUCUGAAGAUCUAAUUUCCCAAUAGUUUCCUCUGCAUUUAUAUACUAUGUAGUGUUUAGGCAACACCUAUGUUAUAAGUUUAUUAAUAUUAUGUAAGUGUUGUUCUUGUAUUUAUGUAUAGUGUAUGUAUUGUAAAUAUACUCAGAGCUUUUUUUCCUCUUACUGUAAAAUGGUGAUUUUUGCCCUAUGAUAAUGUAAAGGGAGUCCCCUAAUGAAAUUCUGUCACAGGAUGAUUAUUCCACUCUAUUCUCAAAGAUUUAAAUGAACAAGUGUUAUCGUUUUUAAUGGUGUCUCAGACAUAUUUUGUUGGUGCAUUGCUUUUCUGUAUUCAACUUUCCUAUGAAUUGAGCUGUGAAUUGAAAUAGAGUUUAAACCUUUAAAUGUAUGCAUUUGUAUAAUUAUCUGAAUGGAGGCAUGAAGGUUAAAUAAAGCAUUUUGUAUGGAACAAAA
Messenger RNA from Colius striatus (speckled mousebird), 10374 nucleotides. RefSeq names its product KLF transcription factor 12 (gene KLF12). Gene Ontology annotation, biological process: regulation of transcription by RNA polymerase II. Gene Ontology annotation, molecular function: DNA-binding transcription factor activity, RNA polymerase II-specific; RNA polymerase II cis-regulatory region sequence-specific DNA binding. Bases 283 to 1476 code for a protein of 397 amino acids. The record is from RefSeq and is a predicted model, not a curated record. The transcript has 8 exons. NCBI's taxonomy places the organism in Eukaryota, Metazoa, Chordata, Aves, Coliiformes, Coliidae.